AUUAAACCUCAGAGGAAGAAGAUUAGCUUCACCACACUUUCUGUUGUUUUGUCGUGAUGCUGACUUAAUACAAACUGUUAGAAAUGUUGUUUCUGUAAAUAGAAAAAUACAGGUUUUGGAUCUGUUCAAUAAAUAUCUGUAAUGUUGUCAUGCUCAUAGUCGUGAGUAAGUUUUUAAGCAGAAGCAGGAAUAUCUGAAGGGGUAUCAGCUGAACUGAGAUCUUCUGCCGUGAAGAUGAUGUUUGUUAGAGAGGAGAGUGAAGAGGACCUGCGUGAACCAGAACCCUGGAGAAUAAAACACAAGGAGCAUGGAGGCCUGAAGAAAGUGAACCAAGAAAUACUUUUUCUGAAUGAGGUGAAAGAGAAAUAUCAGUGUCAGGAAGUUCGUAAUGUUACUGCUGGAGAAAGAUCAGUGAGUUGCAGCAUUCCAAAAACAGAAGUCAAAAGGUCUUUCAGCUGCUUUGAGUGUGGAAACAUUUACAAACAGAAAGAAGGCCUUAAGAAACAUAUGAUAAUUCAUAGUGGGGAAAAGCCUUUCACUUGCUCUCAGUGCGGAAAAACUUUCACGUGUAACGAAAACCUUAAGAAUCACAUGUUAAAUCAUGCUGGAAUAAAGCCUUUUAUCUGCUCUCAGUGUGGGAAGAGUUUUACACAGAAAAGGCAACUUAAGGAUCAUAUGCAUAUUCACACUUCAGAAAAGCCUUUUACCUGCUCUCAGUGUGGAAAAACUUUCACACGUAAAACAAACCUGAAGAAGCACAUGUUAAUUCAUUAUGGAGUAAAGCCUUUCACCUGCUCUCAGUGUGGGAAGAGUUUUACACAGAAAGGACAUCUUAAGAAUCAUUUGGUUACACACUCUUCAGAAAAGCCUUUCAGCUGCUGUCAGUGUGGAAACACUUUCACGCGUAAAACACACCUUGAGAAUCACAUGUUAAUCCAUGCUGGAAUAAAGCCUUUCCCCUGCUCUCAGUGUGGAAAGUCUUUCACACGUAAAGCAUACCUUGAAAUUCACAUGUUAAGUCAUGCUGGGUAAAAGCUUUCAGCACCGGACUGGGGGUAAACCCAGUACUGAUUACCAGGACCCCAAAGGAAAAGUGGGCCCUUGAAAAGUCUGGAAUAUUAGGACUGCUUAUACAUAGGGCCCGGGAUCUUUUGCAGCACCCCUGGCUCUCAGUAUGGAUAUGUAAAUGAAGAUUUAAUCAUGAUAUGAGAAUUCAGACUGAAGAGAUGCCUUACCAGACAAUUCAUAGAAAUUUAAAGCUUCACCCCUGUCCUGUUUGUUGCUGGAUAUUUCUACAGGUUUUAAAAGUGUGAAAAACUUGUGUGCUUUGUAGAGAUGGUUUUAAAUGUAUUACUGCUCUUAUGGAUGAUACAUUUGGUAUUUGUAUUGGUUCAUUUUGUUAUUUAAAAAGUCCCUUUGGCCCAAUUCUCAGAAUGUAAACUUUAUCUCUUAAAACUAUAAAAUAAGCUCUCCGAACAGUUAGUUUCUUUUUUUUUUCUGUUUACAUGUAACACACUGCUACAGAAAUAAAUGUACUGUAUAAAUUAAAAUGUGCAUAUUCUUUUUUUCUGAGUACAAUAACAUAGACUAUUCCCAGUAAACUCUUACCUACCACUGAAAUCAACAUAAAUG
Messenger RNA from Carassius auratus (goldfish), 1632 nucleotides. RefSeq names its product gastrula zinc finger protein XlCGF8.2DB-like. Gene Ontology annotation, cellular component: transcription regulator complex; chromatin; PcG protein complex. The coding region runs from base 235 to 1032 and encodes 265 amino acids. Gene Ontology annotation, molecular function: DNA-binding transcription factor activity, RNA polymerase II-specific; RNA polymerase II cis-regulatory region sequence-specific DNA binding. The record is from RefSeq and is a predicted model, not a curated record. The transcript is spliced from 2 exons. NCBI's taxonomy places the organism in Eukaryota, Metazoa, Chordata, Actinopteri, Cypriniformes, Cyprinidae. Gene Ontology annotation, biological process: regulation of transcription by RNA polymerase II.